GUCAUUGGCCAGGCUUUUGUGCACCGAUUUUUCUCCACUCAGCCACAGAAGAGGUGGCGCAGUCCCUUAGCCUUUUUUGCCUAGGGCUGCGAGAAGGCGCACAGAACUAAUCAACAUUUUCCCCCGUCCAACUCGGCCUCAACUCCAUCUUCCGACACCAACUUUCCCAUCAGACCCAGACCCGAGAGCAGACACGAUGCCUCCCAAAUUCGAUCCCAACGAAGUCAAGGUCAUCCACCUCCUGGCCACCGGAGGUGAGGUUGGUGCCUCCUCCGCCUUGGCCCCCAAGAUCGGUCCUCUCGGUCUGUCUCCCAAGAAAGUUGGUGAAGAUAUCGCGAAGGCAACUGGCGACUGGAAGGGCCUCCGCGUGACGGUCAAGCUCACUAUCCAGAACCGUCAAGCCGCCGUCUCCGUUGUCCCCACUGCCUCUUCCCUCAUCAUCCGCGCCCUCAAGGAGCCCCCUCGCGACCGCAAGAAGGAGAAGAACAUCAAGCACAACAAGUCUGUUCCUCUGGAGGAGAUCAUCGAGAUUGCGAGAACCAUGCGCCACAAGUCAUUCUCCAAGUCGUUGGAGGGCGGUGUUAAGGAGAUUCUGGGAACGGCAAACAGUGUUGGAUGCCAGGUUGACGGCAAGAGCCCCAAGGCCAUCACCGAUGCUAUCGAUGCUGGUGAGAUUGACAUCCCUGAGGAAUAAAGGAGGUCAAUAGCUGGACGGACACUCUCGCAUGACUUCUGGAGUUUAGGAAUGGUUCUGCAUUAAGGGGACUACCCAAAAGGGACAACCUUGGGCAAAGAAAAAAAGAAUUGCCGAAUGACCAAAUGACAAAGUUUCCAAAUAUCGUAGUGAUCUUGCUGGCCGCGACACACUUCGUUGUGAUGUUGAGGUUCUCGAGUUGGCGUGCGGAUUCCUACUCGGACUCCCGGGUAUGCCAUGGCAAGGACGUGAUUGUGGCAUUGGUUAUGGCUCGGGAAGAGUCACGGCGGCGGGAAAGAGAAUGCGACCACUGCAAGUACCGGUUAUAGGUCUGGUCUCAUAGGUACUCCCCGAAUUCGGUAAAUUGUGUUCGCGCAUUUGUGUACCUGUACUACGUAUCUCAAGCUAGUCUGAAUUGAUUCCGGCAAUAUCUAAAUUAUGCGUAAUUAAGGUAGAUUCGCAAAUCGAGGG
This is a messenger RNA of Colletotrichum phormii, 1165 nucleotides long. RefSeq names its product ribosomal protein L11. Gene Ontology annotation, biological process: translation. The transcript is spliced from 5 exons. NCBI's taxonomy places the organism in Eukaryota, Fungi, Ascomycota, Sordariomycetes, Glomerellales, Glomerellaceae. Gene Ontology annotation, cellular component: cytosolic large ribosomal subunit; ribosome. Bases 197 to 694 code for a protein of 165 amino acids. The record is from RefSeq and is a predicted model, not a curated record. Gene Ontology annotation, molecular function: structural constituent of ribosome; large ribosomal subunit rRNA binding.